This is a messenger RNA of Kluyveromyces lactis, 3030 nucleotides long. RefSeq names its product Nup120p (gene NUP120). The record is from RefSeq and is a predicted model, not a curated record. NCBI's taxonomy places the organism in Eukaryota, Fungi, Ascomycota, Saccharomycetes, Saccharomycetales, Saccharomycetaceae. The coding region runs from base 1 to 3030 and encodes 1009 amino acids. Gene Ontology annotation, molecular function: protein binding. The transcript has a single exon.
AUGACCAGCUUUUCUCGUCUGAAUACAAAUUUACUACAAUUAAAAUCGAAGCACUCAUCAGACAAUGCCCAACAUUUAUACGUCAAUGGGAAUGUUGGAUCAUCUACAGAAGAAAUAACUUCCGUAGAGUACAGCAAACUGUUGCAACUAAAAUUAAUUGAUGAAUCGUUGUCCUUCCAAUGGUGUAAUAAUUACACUGUUUUGAGUAUUUACUCCAUGAAGGAAACUUUUGCAAGGAAAACCAUAUAUAUCCACUUUCCAAAACCUCUUCUGAACAAAUGGUUUACUGCAGUCGUAUACGAAUCUAGUGAAACGACCUCCAACCUAUGUUUUGAUGUGAUUUUAAAGGAUGGAAUUUUCAUCAACCUUUCAUUGCCUAUCGAUUUUAUUCUAUCGAGAACUCGUCAAAAUGAGUAUCCUGAGAAUUGGUUGAAGGUUUUAAACCCGUAUGAUUUCUCAGUACGUCCUCCACAGUGUCUAUUUCAUGUUGAUAACACCUUCAGUGUAGUAUUUCUAAAAGAUGGUGGUCUUUUGGGGUUAAAACGUAUUCCGCUCGAAAUAUUAAACGAUUUUGAAUUGCAACCUGUCCUAUUCAAUGAUAGUUCAUACUUUCAAAGUUUUACAAGAAUGUUUUCAAAGUACGAUAACCACAACUCUGCAGUGGUAUCUGCAGAACUUUUGAAUGACAAGUAUCUUGUCACAUUAACGAAUGAUGCAACCAUUAAAAUCUGGGAUUUAACCACAUAUCAACUAAAUGCGCAUUUCGAUCUAAAAGAGAAAAACCAGCAGGUGAAUUAUGGAGCUGCCGGAAAAUACAUGAUAAUUUGUGGAUCUCUCCUGUUUGUAUACCUACCUGCAGGUAAUGGAUCGUUCCAAGUCAUUCAAUUAGAAAAUACGCAUUCUUCAAGAAUCUCCUUCAAACCAUUAAACGUUAAUAUACCUCUCAAUCUUUCAUCUUAUUCAAUAUGGUCUUUAAUUGACAUUCAAUUAGUAAAAUCCUCAAUUGUCAAACAAUCGGGACUCAACUUGGUUUUAUUAUGGAAAAGUAACACAGUGACCAAGCUACAACUACUCUCCUUCGAAGACUCUCUGUAUAGUAGCUACAAAUGGAUUGAUGGUAACAGCACAUACCUCUCUGAUUUGCUUGAUGACUCAGACCUAAUAACAAACGGAAAUAUGGAAAAGGCUCUCCUCAAUCUCAAGUCACACUACUCACAAUCAACGUACGAUGACGCACAAAAGAUACUGAAUAAAAAUAAUGUCAUGGUGCAGAUAAAUGAUCCUCAUAAUCAAGAUUAUUUGAAUAAUCUAGAAGCUCUUUUGAAAGAACUUCAUAAACAAUAUCAGGAGCCUUCAACUCUAACUAUUCUUGAUGAUGAGAUAAUUGUUGUUAACAGCUUACACAUGUAUCAUCAUUCCACGUAUAAGUUAGACUCACAACUUGAAACAAUUUUCUUUAACAUUUUUGAGAGAAAGGAACCCUCGUCUCAACUAGAGCUUUUCUUAAAUAUCCUGCAUGGUUUUUCAACAACCAUUACAUCUGAAACGUUAAAUAAGAUAUCUGAGAAGUUCUUAGACAUGGUAAAUGGUUCAAUAAAUCCCUCGUUAUCAUUGAAAAAUAAAAUUACCAUUGUCUUUCAAGAUUGUCUAACAAAUGGUUUCCAAAGUGCUAAUUUAUCAAAAUUGUUGGAAAAUCUAAAUUCUAUUGAUGUGGUGGAGGUUUUAUCCGAAUUUAUACACUGUGAUUUGAAAGUAGGUGCUUUUUCAGUUAUUGAUUUAUUAGAUACUGACAUUUUCUUAUCUGUUUUGUCUAUGGAAUCCUUGAAGCAGACACUCUCCAUUAUGGAUAAGUUUAUCAUUGAUAUAUUGUUAGUAUUCACUAUUGUGGAUAUCAACUAUGAAGUUUUUGCAGAGAAGUUGUCUAAGUUAAUUACCUUGCACUUCAAUAUCUCAUUGUGGCUCCAAGUGUAUCAAAUAGAUAAAUUAUUGGCAAUUUCUGAGACCUUCGGUCAUGUUACUAAAUACAAUUAUGGUGCACAAUUGAAAUCUUACAGCGAUAUAACCGACUUUACUACAUUAAUGGUUGGUUUUGUCAAGAAUUCUCCAACAGCUGAACCUCCAAUAUUUACAAGAGCCUUUUCCGAUUUCAUAUUGAACGGCGAAGAUUUGACUUGUGCAAAGCAAUUCCUACACUUUGUUGCUAAGCCUUACCAUGUGUCCAAGGAUCCAGUAGAAGAACUACUAUAUGCUCUUUCUUUGUUCAAAUGCAAUGAAUAUGAUGCAUCUAUUGAAAUAUUCUUGGCAAAUGACUUCUCUGAUGAGCUCUCACUACCUAAAUAUCUGGAGGUUACUGAAAAUCACGUUUGGUACAAUCUCCUUCAUGCGAUCAAUACAAAAGAUAAACCAGCAUACUAUUAUGAACUUUCAGUUCUAUGUUCCAAAGCUUCAUCGUAUGCUAAUGCUUUAAAAACCAUCAAAAAAUCUAUAUCACUUGAUGGUACAAGAGCAGAUCAGUUGAUACAAUACUUAGAUACAUUGAUAGUAUUUGGCGAUUAUAAAGAAGUCCUGGAUGUAUUGAGGUUGGAACAAAAAGUCCUUGAUAUAAGCCUAAGAGAAAAAUACUAUUAUACACUGCUGAGUGAUCAAAAGUACAGUGAAAUGUUCACUGCAACUUUACUCCAAGAAUGCUACAAUGCAAACAUUUCCAACGGAUCCAUACUAUUAUGUGUGAGUGAUUAUAAAAUUAUAGCUUCAAUUUUAUCAUCACAAGUUUCUCUCACUGAUUGGAACAGCUAUAAAAAGUUGUUCUCUUUCAGAAUACUAAAUCAACAUGAAAGGAAAGCGUGCGAGGAACUAUAUGACUAUGUACUCUUCGGAUCGAACGACGAGGUUAAAGAAAAGUGCCUACUUCUAAUAUCCAAUGUCUUAAAGACAUUUUCAGAUGCUAAGGACCAAUGGUUCAUCAGCUAUCCAGGACAAAUUAUUCAUUUACAUGAAUUGAAUGACAAAAUGAAUAAGUGUUCAAAGUAG